Molecule: messenger RNA, 1658 nt
Organism: Eurytemora carolleeae
Lineage: Eukaryota; Metazoa; Arthropoda; Copepoda; Calanoida; Temoridae
Product: cyclin-dependent kinase 4
Exons: 4
Coding region: 1-567 (188 amino acids)
Biological process (GO): protein phosphorylation; intracellular signal transduction
Cellular component (GO): nucleus; cytoplasm
Molecular function (GO): ATP binding; MAP kinase activity
Source: RefSeq, a predicted model, not a curated record
AUGUUGGAUUGCCACGUUCCUUCAAUUCAUUGGUUUCUUCAAAUACUGAAACCUUUUUAUCUAUCUAUCUUACUGCUGGGAACUAGCUAUGCUACUCCAGUAGAUAUCUGGAGCUGUGGUUGUAUAUUUGCUGAAUUAUUUACUAGAAAACCUCUCUUCCCUGGGCAAUAUGAGGUUGACCAGCUGGCGAAGAUCUUCAGUAUCCUGGGUACUCCUAGUGAAACCGAGUGGCCUGAGGACAGCUCCGUCCUCCGUAACUCAUUCUCCUACUCCAGGCCUAGAGACCUCCAGGAUCUUAUUCCGGAACUAGAUUUAGAGGCCAAGGAUCUUUUGGAGAAAAUGUUGCAUUUUGACCCAAAGAAGCGUGUAACAGCAGCGGAAGCCCUCGCCCAUCCAUAUUUUGCAGAAUACGGAUUGAGUCCGCAUGCGCCGACACCUUCACCGUCAUCCAGCACACGUUCAGCACCACGCCGGUCAGAUCUCUCAGAUUCAUCCAUGAACCUCAGCCAUGACAGCUCAGGGAGCUCAGCAAACAGCUCUGGAAUAUUCGACAAGUCUUCCUUCUAAUACAAAGACGAUAUCUCCGGCUCCAAAUGUCGUCCUUGAAUCUCAGAGAACAAUCUGCAGGACUUCCAACAAAGUAGGAGACUUCAAUAACGUUUAUCUUGUCUUUGCCCUAAAAAAAACUAAAUGAGUAAACAUACAAAGGAAUAGAGUUUCAGGAAACCACAAUUGAAAUUAAAAUUCCAUAAGUCGUCUUUGAAGUCUCAUCCGUUGAUGGAAACCCUGUAGGGAAUGAAGUUUUAGCAUGAACCCAUUUUGUUUUUAGAAAAUUUAUAUUUAAAUCUCUUUAGAUCCCAACUUUUAAAAAGUACAAAAAUGGGUGAAAAUCCAAAUUUCACAUUUUUCAACUGAAUUUACAUUUACGUCACAAACCGGUGUAUAUCUAGUAUUCCUAAAGAAUAUUGUGAAUUUUAUCAAAAAUUUAGAGUUUUGUAUUUGAUGUGUACAGGAAUAUACCUCGCAUGGGUGUCACAAAUAUGCCACUCAUUUUGUAAAAUAAUCAUCAAACUUUUUUUUUUUAAUUUUUCAACAUGCAUUUGAUUCUGAAUUAUGAGACUAUUCUGAAACUGAAUAAAAGACAAUUUCCCAAACCCUAGAUGAUAAUAGCAAUAGUAACUUAAUCAUACCUCAGCAGGAAAAGACAAAAUUCGGUUUUUUAAUUAUUUUCUAUUUUAACAAUAAUACUUAUUAAGAAACCGAACUGCAUUGCAAAGGCUGUAUCUUUACAAUUCAAUAGUAAACAGUAAUCAAAAAAGUAGAAAGACAAAGAAACCAAAGUAAACAUCACAAUUACACUUUUAUCCAUAAACCAUUCUAUAGUUUUCUUAACAAAAAUGUUUAAUAUGCUUAUUUUUUAACUCCACACAUUUUUGUAUACAAUAUACAUUCAGUUUUUCUUUUGGUAAUUUUUCUAAAUUCCGCUUUUGCGGGAUGUAGGGGAAUUUUAUGCUUAUUCGUUGUAAUUUAAUAUAAUUAUUAUUUGAUGUUUAGAAUAGACCAGGUUCCUUAUUUUAAUGUAUUUUCUGUAAAAUUGUCAGUUAUUUUUACCUCAUUGUAUGUUUUUAUAAAACUUUUGGAAAUAAAUCGAAAUAAAU